AAGGUCAAGAGGAAGUGGGGUGAGGUUAGCAGCAUCCACGGAGGGAUUUCCAUUAUCCUAUCCAUCGCACCAACUGCUGGGCCUAGAUGAGCCUCUUUCAUAGGUGGAGAGUAAAAGUAGCAUUGGACUCAGGUGAACGUUUUUGUUCGUGUAACAACCAUGCUUUUUGUUGUCACCCGUGCAGACUGGCCAGCGCAGCAGGGAAGCAGUGACACGCUUAUCCUGGCCCAGCCUCAGCUUACUGGCUUUUAAUUCUAUUCCUUCACACCCCCAACUCUCCCUAGCUCGACUCCUUGGAAAGCAGUCCUGAUGCCUAAGAAAGAGAAAUGGGGGCUGUCGAAAAUGUUUACACCACCAACUUCUUCUGCCUCCAACUUGUGGCGUAGAGAAAAAGGAUUCAUUCUGGAUUGCAUUGCAGUGGACAGUUUAGCAAAAGGGGCCAACAAUUUCUUGCCAAACCCGAAUUGCGUCAUUCCUCCUUAUAAUGCUCAGAAGGACCAACACCUAGUUAACUACUUUGCAUCGAAGGCUUCAUCUCAGCUUCAUCAGGGAAGAGAUUCAUGGUCUAAAGAGGUAGUGGCCCAAGAGGAGGAAGAGGGGAAAGAAAAAAUGGGACCAAUGGCUCAACAAUACCUGAUGAGGAGGAACAGGGCAGGUGCAGGUCAUUCUGUGGAAGAGAUACAAGGACACAGCUUUCUUUUUUCUUCUCUCAAACCAGUCCUGGGAUACAAUGGUCCCUAUGGAUACAGGAGGAACCGUCCAAAUUUACGAAAGACACCUGCUACUUUUGGGAUAUUAACUCACCUGCCACUUCAUUAGAUUUACAACUAGGGGAGAGGGAGUUGUUCCUUUUAAAUUGAUCCUGUGGUCUGUUCUUGUUAAUUUAUUCACUUGUUAAUUUAUUCACACUGAUAAUGGUAUGUACAGCCAUGUAACAUGACUGAAGUACACCGAACUGAUACCCCCAUUAAAGCAAUAAUUAACACCUUU
This is a messenger RNA of Phascolarctos cinereus (koala), 990 nucleotides long. Its product is annotated as sperm microtubule associated protein 1-like. The record is from RefSeq and is a predicted model, not a curated record. Lineage: Eukaryota; Metazoa; Chordata; Mammalia; Diprotodontia; Phascolarctidae.